Cinclus cinclus is the source of this 6733-nucleotide messenger RNA. It is a transcript of the gene MAPK8IP3, whose product is annotated as mitogen-activated protein kinase 8 interacting protein 3. The transcript is spliced from 32 exons. Gene Ontology annotation, cellular component: cytoplasm. The record is from RefSeq and is a predicted model, not a curated record. Lineage: Eukaryota; Metazoa; Chordata; Aves; Passeriformes; Cinclidae. Bases 15 to 4025 code for a protein of 1336 amino acids. Gene Ontology annotation, biological process: vesicle-mediated transport. Gene Ontology annotation, molecular function: MAP kinase scaffold activity; signaling receptor complex adaptor activity; kinesin binding.
UGUCGGCCAGCAGGAUGCUGGAGAUCCAGCUAGACGAUGGCGGCGUGGGGGGGUACCCGGGCGAUGAUUACUGCUCGGGGUCGGUGAUGUCGGAGCGGGUCUCGGGCCUCGCCAACAGCAUCUACCGAGAGUUCGAGCGGCUGAUUCACUGCUACGACGAGGAGGUGGUGAAGGAGCUGAUGCCGCUGGUGGUGACGGUGCUGGAGAACCUAGACUCGGUGCUCACCGACAACCAGGAGCACGAGGUGGAGCUGGAGCUGCUGCGGGAGGACAACGAGCAGCUGCUCACGCAGUACGAGCGGGAGAAGGCGCUGCGCAAGCAGGCCGAGGAGAAGUUCAUAGAGUUUGAAGAUGCACUGGAACAGGAGAAGAAAGAAUUACAAAUCCAAGUGGAACACCUUGAAUUUCAGACUCGACAGCUGGAGCUGAAGACCAAAAACUAUGCAGACCAGAUUUCUCGACUGGAAGAACGUGAAUCAGAAAUGAAGAAGGAAUAUAAUGCUCUACAUCAGCGUCACACAGAGAUGAUCCAGACCUAUGUGGAACACAUUGAGCGAUCUAAGAUGCAGCAAGUUGGGGGAAAUAACCAAACUGAGGGCAGUGUACCUGGGAGAAGCAGAAAGGAACGUCCCAACUCCCUGAAUGUCUUCCCCCUCGCUGAUGGCAUGGUACGUGGGCAGAUAGGGGCCAAGAUCAUCCCAGCACUGGACCACUGGUGCCUGAGUGACCUCGGCCAGCUGCAGUCCAACUCCAGCUACAAGUGCCCGCAAGACGAAAUGUCUGAAUCUGGGCAGUCCUCAGCAGCUGCCACACCAAGCACCACGGGAACCAAGUCUAACACUCCCACGUCAUCUGUGCCCUCUGCUGCUGUCACCCCUCUGAAUGAGAGCAUCCAGCCCAUCAGCGAGUACACCAAUGGCACCAGCAAGAGCAAUAAGAGGGCACGGGAAAAGCGGAACAGCCGGAACAUGGAAGUCCAGGUCACACAGGAGAUGAGAAAUGUCAGCAUAGGAAUGGGCAGCAGCGAUGAAUGGUCUGAUGUGCAGGACAUCAUUGAUUCUACCCCAGAGCUGGAUAUGUGCCAGGACCCUCGCCUGGAGCGUGCGGGUAGCAGCCCAACACAGGGGAUUGUGAACAAAGCAUUUGGCAUCAACACAGACUCCCUGUACCAUGAACUUUCCACAGCGGGGUCUGAGGUCAUUGGAGAUGUUGAUGAAGGAGCAGAUCUGCUAGGGGAGUUCUCAGUACGGGAUGAUUUCUUUGGAAUGGGCAAAGAAGUGGGCAAUCUGCUGUUGGAGAACUCUCAGCUGCUGGAGACCAAAAAUGCUUUGAACGUUGUGAAGAAUGAUUUGAUUGCCAAGGUGGACCAGCUGUCUGGGGAGCAGGAGGUGCUGAAGGGAGAACUGGAGGCAACAAAGCAGGCCAAAGCCAAAAUAGAAACCAGAGUCAAGGAGCUGGAGGAAGAGCUAAAGAGAGUGAAAUCUGAAGCAAUUGUUGCUCGACGAGAGCCCAAAGAGGAGGUGGAGGAUGUAAGCAGCUAUCUCUGUACAGAAUUGGACAACAUUCCCAUUGCCCAGCGCCGGCGCUUCACCCGUGUGGAGAUGGCACGGGUCCUGAUGGAACGCAACCAGUACAAGGAGAGGCUGAUGGAGCUCCAGGAGGCUGUCAGGUGGACAGAGAUGAUCAGAGCUUCCCGUGAGCACCCAUCUGUCCAGGAGAAGAAGAAAUCUACCAUUUGGCAGUUCUUCAGCCGCCUGUUCAGCUCUUCCUCCAGUCCUCCCCCAGCAAAGAGGACCUACCCCUCUGUGAAUAUCCACUACAAGUCUCCCACCACGGCGGGGUUCAGCCAGCGGCGCAGCCACACCAUGUGCCAGAUCUCCUCCGGCAGCCGUACUCUUGAGUUCUUCCCUGAUGAUGACUGCACGUCCUCAGCACGCCGCGAGCAGAAGCGAGAGCAGUACCGGCAGGUCCGGGAGCACGUGCGCAAUGAUGAUGGGCGGCUGCAGGCCUGUGGCUGGAGCCUCCCAGCCAAGUACAAGCAGCUGAGUCCCAAUGGUGGUCAGGAAGACACUCGCAUGAAAAAUGUCCCUGUGCCUGUGUAUUGCCGCCCACUAGUAGAGAAGGACCCAACUAUGAAGCUGUGGUGUGCAGCUGGAGUCAAUCUCUCAGGGUGGAGACCUUUGGAACAGGAGCCUGGGAGUGGGCAGAAACUAGAUCCUGGGCAUGAUCCCCUCACCUGUGAUAGGGAAGUGGAAGGCGAGAACAACAAAAGUAACCAUACAUCUCCUGAGAAAAAAAAGGCAAAGGAGCUCCAUGAAAUGGAUGCGACAUCCAGCCGUGUCUGGAUCCUCACUAGCACACUGUCAACCAGUAAAGUUGUGAUCAUUGAUGCCAACCAACCUGGCACAGUGGUGGACCAGUUCACUGUCUGCAAUGCUCAUGUGCUCUGCAUCUCCAGCAUCCCUGCGGCCAGUGAGAGUGACUAUCCCCCAGGCGAGAUAUUCUUGGAGGGGGAUGUGAAUCCCGAAGAGUCAGCUGGAGCAGAUGGUGUCUUGGCAGGGAUCACAUUGGUGGGCUGUGCAACCCGCUGCAAUGUGCCACGAAGCAACUGUUCCUCACGUGGGGAGACACCUGUUCUGGACAAGGGGCAGAGUGAGGUGGCUCCCGUCUGCAAUGGGAAGAUCAACCAGUCUCAGUCUACUGAGGAGGCAACAGAGGCUACAGAGGUCCCGGAGAGCAGUGCCAGCGAGGCAGAGCCAGUGCAGGCCCGGCCUGGGCCCCUCACUGAGCAUGUAUUCACAGACCCUGUCCCAGCCCAGGCACCCAGGCAGAACGGGGAGAACGGGCAGCUGAAGAUGGAGCCCAACACAACACUGCCAGAUCAGGAGUCAAACAAGGAUGCUGGCACCUGCACCAGUGCUGCCCCCACCAUGUGGCUGGGAGCUCAAAACGGCUGGCUUUAUGUGCACUCAGCUGUGUCCAACUGGAAGAAGUGUCUGCACUCAAUAAAGCUGAAGGACUCUGUGCUGAGUCUGGUGCAUGUGAAAGGGAGGGUCCUGGUUGCUCUGGCAGAUGGAACACUAGCCAUAUUCCAUCGGGGAGAAGAUGGUCAGUGGGAUCUCAGUAAUUACCACCUGAUGGAUCUUGGCCACACUCACCACUCCAUCCGUUGCAUGGCUGUGGUCUACGAUAAAGUCUGGUGUGGCUACAAGAACAAAAUCCAUGUUAUCCAGCCAAAGACGAUGCAGAUUGAGAAAUCCUUUGAUGCCCAUCCUCGUCGGGAGAGCCAGGUGCGACAGCUGGCAUGGAUUGGAGAUGGAGUGUGGGUUUCCAUCCGCCUGGACUCCACACUGAGGCUCUACCAUGCCCACAGCCAUCAACACCUGCAGGAUGUCGACAUUGAACCUUAUGUCAGCAAGAUGCUAGGCACUGGAAAGUUGGGCUUCUCCUUCGUGCGGAUCACAGCCCUGCUCAUUGCUGGCAACCGCCUUUGGGUGGGCACCGGGAAUGGUGUUGUCAUCUCCAUUCCCCUGACUGAGACUGUAGUCCUCCACCGUGGCCAACUCCUCGGGCUCCGGGCAAACAAGACUUCACCAACCUCUGGAGAGGGCAGUCGCUCUGGUGGGGUCAUCCACGUGUAUGGUGAUGACAGCAGUGACAAAUCUGCCAGCAGCUUCAUUCCCUACUGCUCCAUGGCUCAGGCACAGCUCUGUUUCCAUGGCCACCGUGAUGCUGUCAAGUUCUUCGUCUCUGUGCCUGGCAAUGUUCUUGCAACCCUGAACGGGAGUGUGUUGGACAGCCCUUCGGAGAACCCCAGCACAGCAGCCACUGAGACUGAGGGCCAGAAGCUAAAGAAUGUCCUGGUGCUGAGUGGAGGAGAAGGGUACAUUGAUUUCCGGAUUGGGGAUGGGGAAGAUGAUGAGAUGGAAGAGAAUGUAGGAGAUGCCACCCAGGUGAAGCCAGUACUUUCCAAGGCUGAACGGAGCCACAUUAUUGUGUGGCAGGUAUCAUACAUCCCUGAGUGAGAGUUCCUCUUUCCCCACAAUGUAAGUGUCCCACCUCCUGCCUGAAUGCCAUGAUGUACAUACAGAACGCCUGCAUAGUAACUCCUGCUGGAAACUGAUCCUGGACAACUGCAGCAGUUCCUGCCUUGGACUGUGACCCCCUUGAACCUCUGAACUCGCAGCUUUCAUCUCAGGCCUGUAUGCUUUUGGCGUGGUUAGGUUCUUGUUCUGCUCUGGAGCUGGCAUCUAAAAGGAGAAAUGGCAGUACACCAUUAAGUGAGCUUGGAGCCAAGACUGUGGGAAACCUUUGCCCAGUGUUGGGAGGGGCAGCUGAAGGAAGGUACCUCAGGUUCUUGGGCAGGUCACCUCACUCCCACCUGCAUGAGAAAGAAGUGUGUCCCCAGGCAUUCCCUGCCAAAGCAGUGAUGGUGAAUCAUUUCUGCAGCACCCCAGCAGAAAUCCUUCUAGUUCACCAGUAGACCUCCAUCUUAUCCUUAUACACCCUUAAGCACAGAAUAACAUCCUCUGGACUUCGAGCAACUAAGGGUCCAAGGAACCCUCCAAAGAGCAUCAUGCUUUCAGCAGCACUUCAAUUGUGGGGCUGGAGAAGGCAGCAGUACCCUUACUGUGGGGAUCAUCACAUCCUCUUAUCUUUGCAGGGGGAAAGUUCAUCCUCUGCUGCUGCUGUUGCCUCAGGAGUCACUGUUGCCCACCAAUGCUGAGUGCCUGCCAGUGUAUGUCCCAAGAGGUUUAGUGAGCUCAGAUGGGAGAUGGGUGUUUGAUUGUUAAGCCCAAACAGCUGUAGUAACAAAAGGGUACCAGAACAUUGUUUUUUUAAGACCAGAAAAGGCAACACUUUUAACUCUUCCUUCCAAAAAUAUCAUACAGAAAAGAAUUCCUGAGUUCAUUCUGAAAGGUUCAUGUGGUGGUUAUCUCUGCAUUGCAUUUGGUGGCUUUUUAAAGACAGGUGAGGGCAGGUGGUGUUGAUUUACUGUGAGUUCUGCAUUAACACAUUGAGACUGCCUCAUCUCAAGGCUGUGUCUCCUUUUUAUAACCUGCUGGAAGGAGAUCUCUUUUCACAAAGACUUGGAAGUUGAUUAGGAAACACUGGACAAGUGAGUCAAGGCUAUGUCUCACCUGAUAUCACACAGAAAAAUGAAUUGAGGCUAGACUACUGACAUCUUUUACUUCACAUCACAAGCACUGACUAUGCUAGUAAGUAGUUGGAAAAGCUGGAAAUUUCUGACUCCUGGAAAUAAUUGACAGCCCCCAGGAAAAGUGGUGAUAGCCCUUUCUGUCUAAGCAGUGCUGAGCGGUUGCAGAUGUGCAUUCUGCUUACAAAAGAAGCAGCAAAAAAUGGGGCCAGGGAGAGUGGCUUUGAGCUCAGGUUGCAGAACAUGGACGUUCCAGGUGUGUUUCUUGAACAUUAUUUUCUGGGUGGGCAGGACUAGGGCAAGUUGCAUUUUAGUGAUGAAUUUGGAAGCUCCUGGUGACCAUCUUGUUUCUUCCCUGACCUGUACAAGCACUCCAGGGUUCACGGAGAUGUCCUUGUGACAGUAUGGGGAUAGCUGGGCAAGCCUCCAUCUGGGGGAAGGCUCCCUGCUGUGUCCUUUGCUUGCUGCUGUGGACCAGCCUUGCAGGUCCUGGUGUGCUGCAGGGAUGCCAUAUUCCCAGGGGAUGCUCUGACAUGUGACAUCUCUUCUGAAACAGGAGCACUGAAACAAUUUUUGUAUUCAGAACAGUUCAGGAAAGGUUUGAGGCAUACAUUUGCCCUGCAAGAAGGCAGGAGACGUAUCUGGUGAACAGAGGCCUCAGCCAGCCACGGUGGUGCCCAUGCUACAUAUGAGCAGUGCUGGUGACAUGCACCCCCCACACUACUCCUCCCCAAGGCAGGAAUCUAGCCAGAGGGCAUCUUCCAGGCAUCUGCAUACUGGGCUCUGUGACUGGCAUGAGGUUAAGGGAUACUUGGAGCCAAUCUGCAGGUUGGGGGACCUUUCACCAGGGACAUUUUGCUGAGGCACUGCUGACCAGGCUUCUCAUUCACUUCCACCAUAUGCUUUCUGCUAGGAAUACUUCUUUGGAUCCCAAGACAGAGUACAUUGAAGUGAACAGUAUCAAACUUAGAGCACUGAUUCCACUGUCAUGUAACAGUUCAUCAGUUCGGGCCAGGCAAAUUUCAGAAUUUGGGCUAGUUGAAGGGAAAAAGAGCCCUAGUAGGGUUCAGUUCCUUAGCUCUAUCAGCUCUUUCAUAGCAAAGUCAGAAUUGCACCAUUUGUACUGCUGACUGUUCUGUAUCUGGUUUGAAAAGUUGAAGGGACAGCACUUGGUGUCCUGUCACCCACUGGGCCAUAAAAACACGAGGGAAUCUCCCAUCAGGUUACUUUGCAGCUCAAUACCAUAUUUUCCUCCAAGAGAAGCACAUGGCCCAGAGGGGCAGCUGAAGGGGGGAGACCCAGCCUCUGCUGAUAGUUCCUAUGGCCUUGGGUGGCUGCUGGGCAUCGAGGUGAGAACCGACUGGCUUCAGUACACUUCUCUGUCAUAUCUCCACUGUGACGUAUGUAAAGUAUCACAAAAGGAUUUUUAAAAGUGUCUUAAGGCCUGUAAACUCCGCUGUUUGGUCUGAAGAUGGCAUUCUGUAAAGAGCCUGUUGUAUGAAUACGUUCCCGUGCUUUGUCCCCUAUGCAAUCAACAACAAACUGUAUCUGUUCUGUAUGUAGUAAACAUGUUAA